UACUGUAACAAGGCACAAAGGAGCGUUCCAUUUAUGGAGCUAAAUAGAGUGUUUAUUACAACGUAGCUAUGACUGGAAUGUUCUCUGAGCUGCUUUGAAGUUGGAGAAUGACCACUGCACGCGUCAUUUAGUGACUGGGAGCAAUAGAACCUUCACUCAGACUGGACCGUGAAAUCCUAUGGUCUCUCUCCAAGACACGACACAUAAUGUUUAGACCAAAAAAUUAUGUGAUUAUAAAACGUUUUAUCUUGUACACUGAUGGCCCGUGUGCCAAAGUAUCGAGGGAGUGGAUUUGUUAUCAGGAGCUUUGAGGGUUAAAGUGCAAAGUGUGUGUAAGGAGCACUGCUUCAUUUGCAUCUAGCAGCUAGCAGGUUACCAACAUGACAGAUGCAAAAACUCACAGGAAGGAGUUUUUAGAAGCCAUAAGUGUUCUACAAUGGAUACUGACCUUUCUCUUCUUGGGUGUGACAUGUAUCAUCUUGAUGGUGGCGCUGAUGUUUACAUCCCUGUGGCUGCUUCCCACUCUGUCCUUCAUAUGGCUUGUGAUUGACUGGCAGACCCCUGAGAGAGAUAGCAGGAGAAAACAAUUUGUGAGGAGGUGGAAGGUGUGGGAACACUUCCGAGACUAUUUUCCGAUCAAGUUGGUGAAGACGGCUGAGCUGAGUCCAAACAAAAACUACAUCUUAGGCUGUCACCCACACGGUAUAAUGAGUAUUGGAGCCUUCGGCUGCUUCAGUGCAGACUGCUGCGGCUUCCCAGAGGCUUUUCCUGGGAUGCGGGCCUCUUUAGCCAUAUUGGCUGGGCUCUUUCGCAUCCCAUUUUUCCGGGAGUACCUGAUGGGUGGAGGCCUGGUUCCAGUCAGCAAGUCAUGCCUUGUCCACCUUCUGUCCAAGAAGGGCACAGGAAACGCAGUGGUAAUAGUGAUAGGUGGCGCUGCAGAGUCUCUGGCCUCCCGUCCUGGAGAACAGACAGUCCUGCUGAAGCAGAGAAAAGGCUUUGUUAGGAUGGCGCUUGAGUUUGGGGCUGACCUGGUGCCCGUUUACUCCUUCGGGGAAACUGAGCUCUUCCAUCAGAUCAUCUUCGCAGAGGGUACACUUGGUCGGAGAUUACAGGACCUGUUUAAAAGAAUUGUGGGUUUUGCCCCUUGCUUGUUUGUCGGUGAGCGCUGGGCAGUGCUGCCCUACAGGACUCCCAUCACCACAGUGGUGGGAAGUCCCAUCUCCAUGCCUCAGCGUGCCACACCCACAGAGGAGGAGGUGGACCACUAUCAUCAACUUUACAUGGACGCCCUGUCACGGUUAUUCCACGACCACAAAGUCAGGUGUGGACUUUCAGAGAGUCACAAGCUUUGUUUUAUUUAGAGGUUUCACUUGUUUGGGCCCUCAAUGGACUAUAACUGGUCAUUAUGUGGGUGUGUUGUGUAGAAUUUAUAAAACUAGACAUUAUCGCUUCAAAAUCCCUUCAAGAAACGUGAGAACUUAACAAUGACGGCAACAACUACAUCAGAUGGGCCAUUUCUGUCAGUGUUUUAUAAACAUACUGGAGUUGACGGCAAUAAUUCAACUUGAUGCUCACAAUGUGUUUCAGUGUAUGAAGGAAAUCAAACAAACGUAAUUGGUUGUUUCUCACUAUAGAUUUGUUAAAGAAAGUACCACAGUUUAUUUUUUCUACAUCUAAUAUAUUCUUCACUUUUUAAAAAUAGCUAACUGGAACAACUCAGUGUAAUUCAAAGCUUCGCCCAGUAGAGGGCACCAUGUCUUCACAUACUGCGUCUAGACUAGAUAUAAGAAAAACACAUAAUGCACUCCAGCACCAUAUUAAAAUAAAUGUGUGUGAGUGUACAUUAACAGUAUUGUGACGUUGAUUGAUGUUUUGUCUUUGUGGCACACCUCAAGUAUCUGUGCAGAUUAAAUAUUAUAG
Molecule: messenger RNA, 1920 nt
Organism: Doryrhamphus excisus (bluestripe pipefish)
Lineage: Eukaryota; Metazoa; Chordata; Actinopteri; Syngnathiformes; Syngnathidae
Gene: mogat3b
Product: monoacylglycerol O-acyltransferase 3b
Biological process (GO): triglyceride biosynthetic process
Cellular component (GO): endoplasmic reticulum membrane
Molecular function (GO): diacylglycerol O-acyltransferase activity
Source: RefSeq, a predicted model, not a curated record